ACGACAGGAGAGAAACUCCAGGAAAACGUACGGAGCUCGCGCACGAUGUAACGGGAAAGGUUACAUUUUUGAGUUAAGAGGAAACUUUGCAUGGACAUGAGGAAUAUUUCGGGAUAACUUGUUAUUUCUAACAGAAAAGCCGGAUCUAUAAGGAAAUAUCCAGCAUUGUAUUCCUCUAUUUGAAGCGACAAGGUCUUUUUUAAACAGUUUUUGACCUUACUAAAACAUGACUGAAUGACAAUUUGACGAAUGAAAAUGCGAAUUGAGCACACAGCUGUCCACUGAGGAGAGGAGGUGCUCAGAGAAGCCCGCCAAUGCUUACCUUUUGUCGGCACUUCAAAGCAAGUUAUUAAAACGUUUUUUUUUUUCGCGAGCUUCAAUUAGAAAAUAAGGUAACAACAUGGCAGAGCACGAGAGCCUGGAGUUUGGAAAAGCAGAUUUUGUGCUUUUGGACAACGUGUCUCUGGAAGAAUUCAUGACUAACUUAAAACUCAGGUUUGAGAAGGGGAGGAUCUACACCUACAUCGGGGAGGUGGUGGUGUCCGUCAACCCUUACCGUGCCAUGAACAUCUACGGCCGCGACAUGGUGGAGCAGUAUAAGGGCCGCGAGCUGUACGAGAGGCCCCCCCACCUGUUCGCCAUCGCUGACGCUGCUUACAAGGCCAUGAAGAGGAGGAACAAAGACACUUGUAUUGUCAUCUCAGGGGAAAGUGGAGCCGGAAAGACAGAAGCCAGCAAGUACAUAAUGCAAUACAUUGCUGCUAUCACCAAUCCCAAUCAGAGGGCUGAAGUUGAAAGGGUGAAAAACAUGCUGCUUAAAUCCAACUGUGUCUUGGAGGCCUUCGGGAACGCCAAGACCAGCCGCAACGACAACUCCAGCCGCUUCGGCAAAUACAUGGACAUCAACUUCGACUUCAAGGGAGACCCCAUCGGAGGCCACAUCAACAACUACCUUCUGGAAAAGUCCAGGGUCAUUUUCCAACAGGAAGGAGAGAGGAGCUUUCAUUCAUUCUACCAGCUGCUCAAAGGAGCUCCAGAUUCCCUGUUACGUUCUAUUCACAUCAAAAAGGACGCGACAGCCUACAACUACAUCAAAGUUGGAGGCCAAAUCAAGUCUUCUAUCAAUGAUGGCGCUGAUUUCAAAGCUGUGGCUGAUGCCAUGAAAGUGAUCGGUUUCACAGGGGAUGAGAUUCAGACUGUUUACAAGAUCCUGGCCACCAUCCUACAUCUGGGCAACCUGACAUUCGGGGUGGACGGAGAUGUGACUUUGAUAGAGAACACAAAGCUGGUGGCUGUGUUUAGCGACCUGCUGUCCACCAAAGAAGAAAAUGUGGAGAAGGCCAUGCUCUACCGUACCGUGGCCACGGGCCGGGACGUUAUUGAGAAGCAGCACACGAUGCAGGAGGCCAGCUACGGACGGGACGCUUUAGCCAAGGCCAUGUACGAGCGACUGUUCUGCUGGAUAGUGGGACGAAUCAAUGACAUCAUCGAGGUGAAAAACUACGACGCCAGAGUCCACGGGAAGAACACCGUCAUCGGGGUGCUGGACAUCUACGGGUUUGAGAUUUUCCAGAACAACAGCUUUGAACAGUUCUGCAUCAACUACUGUAAUGAAAAGCUGCAGCAACUGUUCAUCCAGCUGGUGCUAAAGCAGGAACAGGAAGAGUAUCAACGAGAAGGCAUCCCAUGGAAACAUAUUGAUUACUUCAAUAAUCAGAUCAUAGUGGACUUGGUGGAGCAGCAGCAUAAGGGCAUCUUCUCUGUGCUGGACGAGGCCUGUAUGAAUGUGGGCAAAGUCACAGACGAGGUUUUCCUCCAGGGACUCAACGGCAAGCUGGCCAAACACGCCCACUACACCAGCCGCAAGCUUUCACCCACGGACAAGAGUCUGGAGUUUGACCGCGACUUCCGCAUCCGCCACUACGCAGGAGAUGUGGUGUACUCAGUGGUGGGUUUCAUUGAUAAGAACAAAGACACUCUGUUCCAGGAUUUCAAGAGGCUGCUGUACAACAGUUCUAACCCAGUACUGAAGGGCAUGUGGCCUGAAGGCAAACUGAGAAUCAAUGAGGUCACCAAACGGCCACUAACUGCUGCAACGCUCUUCAAAAACUCCAUGAUCAUGUUGGUGGAGAACCUGGCCUGCAAGGAACCCUACUAUGUGCGCUGCAUCAAGCCCAACGAGGUGAAGUCGCCUCUCCUGUUCGAGCAGGAGCGCUGCCGCCACCAGGUGGAGUACCUCGGGCUGCUGGAGAACGUCAGAGUGCGGCGUGCCGGCUUCGCCUACAGACAGACCUACCCUCGCUUCCUACAGAGAUACAAGAUGAUCUCAGAGUUUACGUGGCCAAACCAUGACUUGCCCUCCGACAAAGAGGCCGUGAAGAAGCUCAUGCAGGGGUGUGGAUUCGACCACGACGCGGCCUACGGCAAAACCAAGGUCUUCAUCCGCACUCCACGUACGCUCUUCAGCCUGGAGGAGCAGCGGGUGGAAAUGGUCCAGAGGAUCGUCCUCUUCCUCCAGAAGGUGUGGAGGGGCACCAUAGCCAGAAUGCGGUACCGGCGAAUGAGAGCGGCCCUCGUCAUCCUGCGGGCGUACCGACGCUACAAGGUGAAGUCGUACAUCCGCGAGGUCAACCGCCGCUUCAAAAAUGUCCGAUCCAUGAAGGAUCAUGGCAGGCACGUGAAGUGGCCAACGCCCCCCAAAGUCCUGCGCAAGUUUGAAGAGGCCCUUAGGAGCAUCUAUAACAGGUGGUGGGCAUGGACCCUGAUCAAAGGCCUCUCUCCAGAAGAGACCCUGCAGGUGAGGGCUAAGGUAGCCAGUCUGGAGGCCCUGAAGGGACACAGGGCCGACCUGGGGCUACAGAGAGCCUGGGAAGGAAACUACCUGAAGCGAGACAGCCCUGACAUCGCCUCAUCCUUCACACUGGUUUCAAGCGAGCUGCAGCGGAAAGACAAAUUCAUGAGAGUGUUGUUCUCCUGCAACGUGCGCAAGAUCAACCGUUUCCACAAGGCGGAGGACCGAGCUGUGCUCCUCACUGACCGCCACCUGUACAAGAUGGACCCCCUGAAGCAGUACAAGCCCAUGAAGAGCAUCCCCCUCUACAACGUGACCGGGGUGAGCGUGUCCCCGGGGAAGGACCAGCUGGUGGUGUUCCACACUAAGGACAGCAGGGACCUGGUGGUGUGCCUGCAGGGCAUGGUGCCCGCCAAUGAGAGCCGCAUCGGGGAGCUGGUUGGCACCCUACUUAGCCACUUCAAGAGUGAGAAGAGGAAGCUGCAGGUGAACAUCACGAGUCCCAUCCAGUGCAGCAUGAACGGGAGGAAGUGCACGGUCAUCGUCGAGCCCAAGAUCAACCAAUCACAGCCAGACUUCACCAAGAGCAGAUCGGGUUACAUCCUGGCUGUUCCUGGCAACUAAAACAAAUGGGCCAAAUGAAAACCGUGACAGCUGAUUUCAGAAGCAGGCCGGGAUGAUGAUGAUGAUGAUGAUGAUGAUGAUGAUGAUGAUGAUGAUGAUGAUGAUGAUGAUGAUGAUGAUGAUUCAGCUCUGAUUCACUUCUUUUGUGUCACCAGCAUCUGAUUGUGUGAUGAUUUAGAUAGCUCUGUAGGAGGGUUGUGGUAAUUAAAUCCUCCGUAUGCAAAGCCAUGCCAAAUUUGACCUGUUUCGUAGACUUCUAUGCAAUGUUACUAUGAACAGGAAGUGUGCUUUACGCCUACAUACAAGAUACACAGGUUUUUAUAAAAUGCACUACAGGAUAAUCCACCAAAGUGGUGUUCUUUCUUUUUGAAAAUCCAAAUUUCAUAUGAUUUGCUUUGUGCAAUAUUUACUUUAUCGUAGUAGUUAAGAUGAGAGGAGAUUAGUGGGGGGGAAAUAGAAAAAGGCUCUACAGGAAUUUAUACUUGGGGCAGCUCCCUGGGUAGUACAAAUCUAAACCGGCAGUAAGAUGAUAUUUAUGUAUGACUGAUUCUUCAUGAACUUGAUUGAUUAUAUGCUCUAAAGUAGAAGAAAACCCCCUUUUUGUGGUAUGUAUUCUAGGGAAUAUUAAUGAAGACUUACCUACCUACCUGGUAAAUGAAAGGAAAUGCAGCGUCCACUUUGAGUUAUGAAAUGUUUACAAUCACGUGAGAACAGCGACGUGUGAUUCAGUGGUUCAGUCCGUGUCUGAGGCACCGACUCUAAACUCAUCGUAGACGCUGACCAGGAUGUGUUGAGCAUGUCCUGAUCAACCUGCUAUGCAAAGUGUUACACAUCUAUUAAUUUAAAUCCUGCUUUGUAUACUCUCUAAUGCAAUAUGUACUUUUAUAAUCCUCUAAUACUGCUUAUAUAUUAAAGAUAGAAUAUACCUUUUGUGACGGCACUUAAACUGCAUUAAUAGAUACUAGAUAUCCAAAGCAUUAUAUUUUCCAAAGUAUAUUCAAUUCCUAGACUUAAGUUUAGUAACAGAGUGUUGCUGGCCAGUACUGUAUAAUCCCACGUGAACUCCAGCCCCUGAACGUAGUCUCAUUGUCUGUCUUUGUGGUGGGUGAAUAGCCUAAUGAACUGUAAUGUUCCUUAAUCCUGUGGAAUAGACACAUCUCCCACUCAUCAGACUGUGUGUGUGUGUGUGUGUGUGUGUGUGUGUGUGUGUGUGUGUGUGUGUGUGUGUGUGUGUG
This is a messenger RNA of Trematomus bernacchii (emerald rockcod), 4650 nucleotides long. RefSeq names its product myosin 1D (gene myo1d). Lineage: Eukaryota; Metazoa; Chordata; Actinopteri; Perciformes; Nototheniidae. The transcript is spliced from 22 exons. Gene Ontology annotation, molecular function: ATP binding; microfilament motor activity; actin filament binding. Gene Ontology annotation, biological process: vesicle transport along actin filament; actin filament organization. The coding region runs from base 401 to 3415 and encodes 1004 amino acids. The record is from RefSeq and is a predicted model, not a curated record. Gene Ontology annotation, cellular component: microvillus; cytoplasm; myosin complex.